UUCUGGUGUAAGUCUCCGAUUUCCAGAUGCUGACUUACGCAUCGAUUGUGUUUGGCGAAGAGCAACCUCUGGGCCAAUUUAGCUAUGCUGUUUGGAACGUCUACCUGGCAGUGUCUUUCGCUGCUGUUGUUUGGUCGUCCUUAGCAGCAAUCGGAGAGUUACAACGCUUACUGCAGUGCUCCUUAGGAAAUAUGUGCUCCCGAGGUCAACCUGCUACAAUCCAAAGAAUGUCUGCUAAAGUUCACGAUCUUCACUGCACCACGGAGAGAUACUUCAAUCAGCUAGAGUCAGCAUGGGGGCAACAUGCUAAGUUCUAGCAGAUCAUAAUGUUGCUUCACUCACCGCGUCUUUUGGAUUCUGCUGAAACACAUUUAUGCAUAUAAGUACGUUAAGACUAUUUCUCG
This is a messenger RNA of Cylicocyclus nassatus, 404 nucleotides long. Lineage: Eukaryota; Metazoa; Nematoda; Chromadorea; Rhabditida; Strongylidae. The record is from the annotation of a GenBank genome assembly.